Molecule: messenger RNA, 5744 nt
Organism: Cheilinus undulatus (humphead wrasse)
Lineage: Eukaryota; Metazoa; Chordata; Actinopteri; Labriformes; Labridae
Gene: tom1l2b
Product: target of myb1 like 2 membrane trafficking protein
Exons: 15
Coding region: 57-1598 (513 amino acids)
Biological process (GO): signal transduction
Cellular component (GO): endosome; membrane
Molecular function (GO): clathrin binding; phosphatidylinositol binding; ubiquitin binding
Source: RefSeq, a predicted model, not a curated record
CGUUUCCUCAUGUAUCAUCAUCAUCCCAUGGACUGACUUGUUUGUAGUCGAGCAAGAUGGAGUUCCUUUUGGGAAAUCCUUUCAGUACCCCUGUGGGGCAUUGUAUUGAGAGAGCAACCGAUGGCUCCCUGCAAAGUGAGGACUGGACCCUCAACAUGGAAAUAUGUGACAUCAUCAAUGAAACAGAGGAUGGGCCAAAGGAUGCUAUUAGAGCAGUGAAGAAGAGGCUAAAUGGCAACAGGAAUUACAGAGAAGUGAUGCUGGCUUUAACGGUACUGGAAACAUGUGUGAAGAACUGUGGACACCGUUUUCAUGCUUUGGUCACCAGCAGGGACUUUGUGGAUGGUGUGCUCGUAAAAAUCAUCUCACCUAAAAACAACCCGCCCACAAUCGUUCAAGAUAAAGUCCUCGCCCUGAUUCAGGCAUGGGCUGAUGCAUUCAGGAGCAGUCCAGACCUCACAGGCGUUGUCCAAAUCUAUGAGGAGCUAAAGAGGAAAGGCAUCGAGUUCCCAAUGUCAGACUUGGAGACUCUGUCACCUAUUCACACACCUCAGCGGGCAGCAACUGCUCCAGAGGGCGACUCCACCCUUCAUAAGUACGGCACCACUACACAGCCCACACCACAAGCUGUCCCACCAGCCUACACCACCCCUCAGGUCCCCAACAUCCAUGCAUCUGGAUCCAUCAAUCCUACACCUGAACAGAUUUGCCGUCUGCGCAGUGAGUUGGACAUUGUUCGUGGAAACACUAAAGUGAUGUCAGAGAUGCUGACUGAGAUGGUGCCAGGACAGGAAGAUGCUUCAGACUAUGAGCUACUACAGGAGCUGAACAGGACCUGCAGAGCCAUGCAGCAGAGGAUAGUGGAGCUCAUUUCUUGUGUUUCCAACGAGGCGGUGACGGAGGAGCUGCUGCACGUCAACGAUGACCUCAAUAACAUUUUCUUGCGCUAUGAAAGGUAUGAGAGGUUCAGGUCUGGGAGGUCUUCAGCUCAGAGUGUCAACAAUGGGGUCCUGAGUGAGGCGACAGAAGAUAAUCUCAUAGACCUUGGCCCAGGCUCCCCAGCAGUGGUCAGCAACAUGCAGAACGCAGCCCCAACCAGCCUGCCCCCUUCCUCCCCAGCCACACUGGCCUCCCGCCUGGCUGGUCUCGAUGUGGGUGCAGACAGUGUGAGCAGCACCCUGAGCUCUCUGUCCAGCUGUAAGCCUCCUCCUGCUCAGGACGACUUUGAUGUGUUUGCUCAAACCAGGACUGGAGCUCUGCCUGAAGCAAACAAAACAUCUACAGCAGAAGACAGUAAAGCCACUGCCAGCCUUCCUCCUACUUUGGAUGUUAUACAGCCAACAGCAGGAGCGGGUGUUCGAAGGCAGGCCUCUGUUAUGGAUGACAUAGAGGAGUGGCUGUGUACUGAUGUGAAGGGAGAUGAAGGUGAGGAAGGCGUAACAAGUGAAGAGUUCGACAAGUUCCUGGAGGAGAGAGCCAAAGCUGCAGAGAUGGUCCCCAGCCUACCGUCGCCCCCCAGUGGCGAACCAGGCGCAGGGCAGGGAACCCCUGGCCGCAAGAAGACAGACAGACCAGAGGACACUUUGCUUGCCAUGUAGAACCUCCAUCGUCCGAUCCAAUCCCCCAUCGAGCUGCAUCACCUGAAGAAAGACUGACCUGACACUGAAAACACGUCCAAAUCACAACACUAUUCAGUCACACUACAAAGAUUUCUACAUGCCCUCCUUAGAGAAAAGGGAAUUAUUUAUGUUUGGGUUAUUUCUCAUCAGAAAGGGAAGAAAACCAUUUUGAUACACCUGAAGAAGAAGAGUAGAAGAAGAAUCCUCCAAACAUGAUGGCAUAUGUCAGAGACUGUGAGGUGGCCUGCUUUCUCCUUCCUUCUCUCUGUGUGAAGAAUCUCCCUCCGCCUGUUUGGACUGCAGAGCUUCGUGUUGCAGCUAAUCCUUAAACAAAUAGUUUUAUAAAAGAAGCCACCUGCUGUCCGUAUCAAACGUAGGAAAUCGGUUUCGUACCUAAGCCCUUAAAGCAUGCAUCAACACCACCAAACUGUCCGAAACAUUUUUAUGAUUCAAGGCCGAAUAUUAUGUUGUUAUUGUAGGCAGGAGCGUACCUACAGCUAUAUUGUUUUGGUGUUUGUAUCAGUCCCUCUGCAAGUCAAUCUAAGUUGAACUGUAAAUCUGUAAAUGACAAAUGUCAAGUUUAUUAGUCGUGUGUAUAUUUAAGCAACCUAUGUAUGAAAGAGAUGUUGAUUUAAUGUAGAUUUUUGAGAAAAAAAGGGUUUAUCAUCCAGCUGCUCUGACGAAAGGGAUGUACCUCAGUAGGGUUACAAGAAAAGGGAAAAUCAUUUACAAAAAUUAAGAGAGAAGAAGAAGAGAAUGUAGUUUUUGUGAUCAGCAAAAUUGCGCAUUGCACCAACAAGCGAGUUGUAGAUUUCUCUAAUUUAACAGCAGAUUUUUUUUAUGAUUUGUUUGUCACGAGAUUACGUUGCUGAGAUUUUAUUAGCCUGAAGCUGCUGUCUGACUUUUAUUUUGAAGAGAGUUUGGUUGUAAUUCCAUGGAUGGGUGUUUCACGAAGCAAGAUGGGAGAGCUGUCUGUGUUAUGAAGCUGUGUCAUGUUCAGAGCUACAGCCAUCGUCUGUAAAGUACUAUCAUUUAAAUUUUUUAAUACCUGGGCAUGUUGUCAUUUUUAUUUUAAGGAAUAUGUAUGUAGAAGGUUCUGGAAUCGUGACAUUAUAUACAUAAGGCUGCAGAAUGAAGCUUUUCAGCUACAGUAACACUUACUGUACAGUACACAUCAUGUCGCUGUGAUGCAACACCUUUACUAUGAAAGUUGCAAAGGCAUAAUGGGGACACACGUUGAGCCCAUUUGUUAUAUCACAGUUAGAGAGUGGUCUGGCUGCAGACCACUACUGUGAAACUCCACCUCUGUCAGAACAGACAUGAGGUGAUCUGCUGGUGCGACAUUUUAGAGUUGUUUUAAGAUUAAUUUUGGGGCUUACAUGCCGUUAUUUAAAGAUAAGAACAGUGGAUAGAGUCAGAGACAGAGAUGAGAGAGUGAGGGAAAGACAUGCAGGAAAGAGUCCGCAGGCUGGAUCUGAACCUGGGCCACCUGCGUACAUGAGGUAUGAACCAUUUGCCCAUCUGCUCCCAAGGAGGUUUUUUUUUUUUUAUUCAGCUUUAUUCAUAAACAAAGUCUGGCAGGGACAUGAAUGAAGUAACUACAUUGCAAACUUUACAAACAAAACAACAGUACAUGAAUAAAUACUAAAAAAAAAAAAAGUCAGAGGACCAAUCCAGGAUUCAAUUAUGUAUCUACCCAUUUUAGAAGUAGUGCUCAAACAAUGCCUCACUUUAGCUUUGUUAGCUUUAGCUAGGCUAACAAAGCUGUGUUAGCUAUGUGGUUACUGUUACUACACAAGCCAGUGUACCUAUGUUGGCUUUAGUGACUUGGGCUUAAGCAAACAUUGCUAAAGCAAACAUAGCUGCUUUAGCUAUGUAGAUAAGAUAGCUAUGUAGCUUAUACAGCUAUGAUAGCUUUGGCAAGCAUAGCAUAAGCUAUCAUAGCUUACGUAGCUUGGUUACCUUCAGCCUUGACUUUACUAGCUACAUGGUACUGUUACUAUGUAAGCAAUGUAGCUACUUUGGCUUUAGUGACAUGGGCUUAAGCAAAUGUAGCUAAAGUGAACAUAGCUGCAUUAGCUAUGUAGAUAAGGUAGCUAAGUAGGUAACAUAGCUGUGUAAGCUUUAGGAAAGCAUAGCACAAGCUUUCAAAGCUUAACGUAUCUUCAUGUCACUGUUAAUGCAUAAGUCAAUGUGGCUAAGUUGGCUCUUGCUCCAGUUAGCUGGGCAUUUGCAAAGAAGCUAAAUUAGCUACUUAGAUAGGGUAGCUAACAUAGCUUUUCCUGUAGACUGUUUAGUCCAGGUCCGAUUUUUGACUUUUGACUUUGGGUAUCCUAACCUUAUCUUUAAGUUUAAUCCAAUUUUAUUUUGAAAGUUUUAGCAUGUAUAUCCUUGCUGACAGAGGUGGUGUCUCACAGCAGUGUUCUGCGGGGGGAGGUCUGAGAUCUGUGUUCUGCAGCCAGACUGUUUUGCACUGUUGCAUUGCAAUGCUGGCAAAGCCUUAUUAUUGCGCUGUCGUUGAAAUACUGUGAAAGUACCUUUAGUUGUAAUCAUUUUACCUUUGUUUUCAUGACUUUAUUUGAUGUGACAGUCCUCAUUGCCAACAUCAUCUGCGUCCAUGAAAACAUAUCAGUUAGUCUAGCAGGUCACAUCUUCUGCCCAAUGAAAAAAUCUCUUACCUGAAUCAAUCGAAUGCACUAAAUUACAGCAUUAAAUUGAUGCAACACAACAGGUAAACAUCUGCUACUGACAGUGGUUAAUGCCAGCAUCAUUUUAUGAUGGCUGAUGGUUUUUUUUGUUUAGUGGUUGGUACUGAUGUUAAACUGAUCCAUCUGUGCAUCCCUAGAGCAAGUUUGCUGUCUUGUUUUGAUUUUCUAAAAUACAACUCGGUCAAAGAGAGUUCAUAACCAGCUUCAUGAUACUGGAUAUCUCUAACUGGAGUUUCUGCUCAAUCAGAGAAAGCCUGGCUAUGCUGAGCUUGCUUCCUGGUACACCCCUCUGCUGAAAAAAUACUCUAAUUACUCUCAUGUAACUGUUGGGUUUUCUCUUUUUUUAUGUGGACUGCACUGUUAAAUUUCUGUUGUGUGUCACAGGACCAAAUGUGUGCAUUCAUCAGGAAAAUUCUUGAUAACCGGCCGCCCACACUUACUUCCUGUCCUCUCUCAAACAUCCGACCAAAAUCCCACGUCACACUACAGGAGCUGUUGCACAUUAUCUUUGUGCGUUUUAUUUCCUCUAUGCUGACCUUUCAACAUGACAUUUGUUUGCAGGAAUGAGCUGGCUGCAGACAUGGCGUUACAAAUGAGCCGCUCUGCUCUUUUGACAACAUUUAAUGCAACACAGUCACAACAAGCUGAAAAAAUAAAACAAGCGCGCACUUUGAUGGCUGCGUUACCUUUGUACUUGUUAACUAGAUCACUUAACACUAGUGUAAUCAAAGAGGGAAAGCAGAAGUGUAGAAAUGAUUUAUCUGGCACUAUUUUUGCUCUUCAGAUCAGUAUUUUAAAUCACUUUAUUGUAAAAAAAAAAAGAUGGGAAAUUAGCUAUAUUAAGGGACAGAGUGAGAAAUUGUUGUAAUGCUGUUUGUUUUAGUGUUUCUGGGUUUUUGUUUGAUUUUAUACAUUGCUGCUGGCUAAUGUAUGUGAUUUUUCAUGGUUAUGUUUGUUGGGUAUUCUUGUCGUGUCCAUGCAGAGUUUCUAAACAGCUGUAAGAGUCUUAUUUAUAUCACGGAGGAUACUGGUUCUUCCCAUUUAUCAUUCAUUUACACUCUUUAAACAAACAUCAACAUUGCACAUUUUGAAAGGGAAACCUCCUCCCUCCUUAUGUUCCCUUGUUUUAGUGUCCACCAUGCGUGUGUAUCAGCUGUUCUGUAACUUUAUCUUUGAAAAAAAGUCUCCAAAUGUGUUUUACUCUGCUGUUUGAUCAUCCUGGUUCAUAUCGGUGACGUGAAACUAAAUCCAGAGUCAACUAUUUUGUGCAAGAACAGUGAGUUUCUUUGAAUGAGACUAAAGAUGCCGAUAAGGGAGGCUGUGCUGUGCGACUGCUACUUCUCCUGAGUUGCCUCAUCUCUUAUUUCUCUUUGUGUUGUUUGACUUCUGCAUGAACUCUAAUAAAACACUAGCAGUG